AUGGCACCCUCCAAGCUGAGAAGCUGGUUUCCCCACGCCAAGGCGCCCGUCAUCAUCAGCGCGCCCAUGCUCGGGGCAGCCGGCGCAUCUCUGGCGACCGAGGUCCACAAGGCCGGUGGGAUCGGUUUCAUCGCCGCGGGCUUCGACUUCUCCGAAUCCUCCGCCCAGAUGAGGGACAUGGACGCCGCCCUCACCCAGGCCCGCUCCCUGCUCUCCACCACCGCCGACGACCAGCCUCUCCCGCUGGGCGUGGGCUUCAUCACCUCCCACGAGACGGCGGGGCUCUUCGCCGCCAACGUCCUCCCCAUCCUCGCCCGCCACCGCGUCGCGGCCGCGUGGCUCUUCGCGCCGAACGAGGACUUGAAGCCGCACGCGCAGAUCAUCCCGGCGCUGCGGGAGGCGGGCAUCAAGGCCUUCGUGCAGGUCGGCAACGUGGCUGCGGCGCGCGAGGCGGCGGCCGACGGGGCGGAUGUGCUCGUUGCCCAGGGCGUUGACGCGGGCGGGCACCAGUUCUCGAGGGGUUGCGGUGUCGUCGCAUUGGUUCCUGAGAUCAAGGCGAUGCUCGCGUCCGAGUUCGCGUCUAGGGAGGUUGCGGUUGUCGCGGCGGGUGGUAUUGUGGAGGGUGCGGGUGUUUCUGCGGCUUAUGCGCUGGGGGCCGAGGGCGUUGUCAUGGGCACGCGGUUCGUGGCGACGAACGAGGCCAUGUCGGCGCAGUUGCACAAGGAGCUGCUCGUGAAUACGAAGGAUGGCGGCGUGAGUACGUGGAAGCACGAUUUUCAUGAUAAGUUGGUGGACAGUAAGCUUUGGAAGCCGGGGUAUGACGGUCGGGCGAUUGCUGGGGACAUUCAUCGUGAGUACCACGUGCUUGGAGGUAAGACGGCAACAGUCGAGGAAAGCCGGGAGAGGUUGAAGACCGGGUGGAGUGAGGAUGAGGGCAAGAAGAUGAUUGGUAAGUGGUCGGGUGCCGGAGUUGGGCUCAUCAAUGAGAUCAAGCCGGCGGGUGAGGUUGUCGUUGAAGUCAGGGAGGCGGCGAGGAAGAGGAUUCAGGAGUUGGCCGGAUUGAUUUGA
This is a messenger RNA of Colletotrichum gloeosporioides, 1068 nucleotides long. Its product is annotated as Nitronate monooxygenase. Gene Ontology annotation, molecular function: nitronate monooxygenase activity. NCBI's taxonomy places the organism in Eukaryota, Fungi, Ascomycota, Sordariomycetes, Glomerellales, Glomerellaceae. The transcript is spliced from 2 exons. The coding region runs from base 1 to 1068 and encodes 355 amino acids. The record is from RefSeq and is a predicted model, not a curated record.